AUGUCGCGACCUACUGUCUCGAAAGCUAAGACAAGCUACCCCAUCUUCGCGGCCACUUUUGCCAGCAAUAGGCCCGGGAUCCUCGUAGUAGGCGGUGGCGGAGGGGCCGGGCGUACUGGAGUCAAGAACCAAAUCACUGCAUUCGACUUUAGCUCACGAGCGCCGACCGUAGAAGCCAUUGGCGAGAUCGAGGCAAGCAAAGAUGACUCGAUCACCUGUUUGGAGAACCUUUCCACCAAGGAUGGCCUGAUUCUGUUCGCGGGUAACAACAGUAGCGAGGAAGACCGCUUGGCUGCGCGGAACGAACACUUGCGCGCCUUUGAACUCCGCUUUCCUAAGAAUAAGGGGGCCAGCAGCGGUGCGGAGAAGGAGGAUGGCAACAUAGAGUUUCUCAGCAAGACGACGCUUUUUACAACCCCGCAAUCAGUUGGCGCGAAAAAGGAAGGGUAUCAACGAAUAAUCCGAUUGUCACCGCCGCAAAGAACGACGACCAACACACCAAAUAGGCGGAUCGGCGCAAUUGCUUCCGGACUUGCAGGCGAUGAGAAUGAGGUUGUAGUCUUCAACGCAACAUCCACCAAGCCAUCGAACCAAGACGUAAUAGAACGCAUUAAGCUGCACAAAGGCCAAGAAGCAAACGAUCUCGACAUCUUCACACAAGAGGAGGGGCGAUUCCGGGUAGCCUAUGUGACGGAUUAUGAAGUUUUUGUGCAGGAGGUUCGCUACGAUUUUGAACAACGAAAGACAAAAGGCAAAAAUGAACAUCGGAAGGUUUACACAUUACCCCUCGUAGAAAAGGGUGCGAGAAGCAAGUUAAGAGGUGUACGAUGGCUUUCGCCAAAGCAUCUGCUUCUGCUCGCGAACAAGCCUAACAGGAGCGGGGUCGAGUUGCUGUUGUUCCACUUUUACCAGGACGGGGGCAGUAUUGCUUUACGAAAGGCGUUACCGAAGCACGUGAAGGCGGCGACUGACAUGGACGUCGCUCUCCUUGACGCGGAUGAUCAAGGCGCCUAUCAGAUUGCUAUUGCUAUAGCGGCGAUUGACAUGUCCUUGACGGUUUACACGAUGGAUUACCAUGGCCCAUCGAGAGACUCAUUGAGUGCUUUCCACUCUUUCAACAGUUACGACAAUGUUCACGAUUUCCAAAUGACCAAAGUCGUAUUUUCACCGUUCCACAAGCCAGAGGCCUCUAAAGGCCGCCCAGCAACCCCAUACCUUCGUCUGGCGAGUACCAGUCUGGGCAAUACGAUCAGCGUGGAAACCUUCCCGCUACAAAAUAUCGGAUCGCGCCAUGUCCUGCAGACAGCCCAGUCGAGAAACUUGUUUACAGCGGCGACGUACCUCGUCACAGCUAUGGUUGUCGCAGUCCUAGCGCUUUUGAUACAGUCACUCGUGGAUCCAGAAGGUAACCUGACAAAGGGCAUACUCCCUGCCAGUCUACAAAAUGCAGCCGGUCAACACAAGACAUUCGGUGAAACCCUGCGGGAGAAACGUCACCAAUCUGUCCUCAACAAUGCAGACUCGCCAGUUGUGAAGACGUCGCACCGCAUCGCCGAUCUAUUGCAUAUUCACCUGCCUCAUGUCUUGUCCGGCGAGACAGCAUCAGCAGAUAUCCCAUCUGAGCCAAAAGCUCUGGUAGUUCAUCACGAUUCUGAAUCAGAUGGCGCCCUCAGCACAGAAGUGCAUGAGGGAGACGAGGAAGUUUUGAAGAAGCACGCCGCGGCGAGGAGGUGGGAUGAGCUGAGCAAGGAGGAGAAGCAUAUCUGGCGCGAAAAGCUAAGUGAGGCAGGCAUGUGGGCGGUAGGAGAAGGUGAAACCAUUCUGAAGUCUAUCUUCUUUGGGCAGCUAGGUGGACUGGUUGGGCAGGCCGCGCAGGGCGUCUUGGGCGGUUAG
Molecule: messenger RNA, 1893 nt
Organism: Bipolaris zeicola 26-R-13
Lineage: Eukaryota; Fungi; Ascomycota; Dothideomycetes; Pleosporales; Pleosporaceae
Exons: 4
Coding region: 1-1893 (630 amino acids)
Biological process (GO): protein secretion
Cellular component (GO): endoplasmic reticulum membrane
Molecular function (GO): guanyl-nucleotide exchange factor activity; protein binding; GTPase activator activity
Source: RefSeq, a predicted model, not a curated record